UAGUUCAGGACACGGCACAGACGGUCCUAUAUCGGAGUAAGCGACUAAAUAAUAAUUAACUAGGGACAGCCUGUCAGAUACACACAAAUACCUUUUCAGAGAGCAUUCUCUUGAAAUCUCAAACCGACAAAUUCAAGAUGGGGAACAAGCAGUGUGCUACUAAAGACGUAGCCAUCCUGGCUUCGGUCGCUCGAGACGUCUGUCCAUUCCCAGACUACCGCCCAAGUCCUCUUUUUGUCAACAUGCUGUCCAUCAACUCUUCACUUCACCUGAGGAACCACUACAGGGAGGUGCAGUCCUCCCUGACCCCCAAGCAGCUGGACGACUUCACCCAGGGCCUGAGGACCACUUUUGGCCGGGAAGGGAAGGUCACCCUUGGUGGGGUGGGGGUAGUGGCCCUGUCCCUGGCUGUGCUGUUUGACACUCUGGCCAGACAGGUCAGGGGAGAGUGGGUGUCGGACUCUGGGCCCAUUCCAGGUUUAUUUCUCAAAGAUCCGAGAGGGUUCUACCCACCACAUGCCAAAGCGAUCAGCGAGUACCUGAGGCUGGUACCCUACAUUGCAAACAACCCGUCAAGGAUGAUAGAGGAGUCAAAGAGGUACUACAAGGAGGUCAUGAUUGAAACUGUGGACAAGAACCAGAGCCCGACCUGUGAUGACAUCUACGUGGUCAACAGCAAAUUAGAGAAAUUAUUCGAACACCGUUUGCACAUUUACCUCCUCCAAGUUACCAACUCCACCGUUGUAAAAGAGAUAGUUAAGUCUGUUAGGAAGCUGAACAGAAUGAAAGGAAACCCAGUCCAAACUAGAUAUGAAAGUGGUCCUGAAAUCAGUACUAUCUUCAAUCUGAACUGUGAUCCAGAUGCAGCUACCGCAGAGUUUUUGUCUGAAGUGAACAAAUCAAACAAGACGAAAAAAGCUUUUAAACGAUGUCGACCUCAGGACCCAACGGAGACGUGGCUGCCUUUCAUUGCCAGGCUAGCCUUGCUAGACGUCGUCCAGGGCUCCCUUUUUCUUUUUGACAAUAUUCACCACUCACUGAAAGUUAAAAGGGAAGAUUUUGACCUGAAGGACAAUGCGCUCAGAAAGUGGGCAGAGUAGUUCUUUGAUCAACUGUCCAUAUCAUAGACUGUAUAUAAAUAAUGGACGUAGUGAUAGUGACGCCACCCGUUGGUUUGUGGCCCGUUGGAAGCAUCAAGUUCAGCGUUACACUCGUCGCCAUCUUGUUUCCGAUAUGGGGAGCAGACCAUAUUUGGACUGUGGAGGAGAGGGAUCUGAUCACUGACUACAGCCUCUCUACACCUCAACCUGACUGAGAGAAGCUGCUGCUGGGAUGUUCAUUUUGGCUAGCAAAAAUCAAAAACAAAAUGUAAGUUACUGACCUCAGAAAACUGAGCAGCGACUCCUUGGAGUGUCUGUUAGUCCAACGAAAUGCUGAACAAGACGUUCAAAUCAACCGUCAUUAAGUGAAAAUACAGUGAACAGGGUUCGUACGGGUGUUUGAAAUCCUUGAAAAUGCUUGAAUUUAAAUGUUGUAUUUUCAAGGUUUAAAAAGUGCUUGGAUUUUGGAUAAAGUGCUUGUAAAUGCUUGAAAUUCUUACUGUAUUUCUCUUUCAAUCUGACUAUGUCCAUCUAUAGAUUAUUGUUAAUCACAUGUUCAAUGUAAAAAUAAUGAGUAGCCUAUCUGAAAUGAAGACCGUUCCUCCUAAAAGUGUAACACCAUCACUGUUGGUAUGGUUAAGUGAAAUCUCCCCUUUUUAGUAUGUAAGUACUCAUCUAAAACAUGCAAUUUACAACCGUUGUAAUAUACUGGAAAAGCUUGAAAAUGGACCUUGAAAUUCCUUGAAAAAUGCUUGAAUUUACCACUGAAAAAGUGUAUGAACCCUGAGUGAAAGGGUCAAAGUUAUGAGACCAAACUGGUAAAUGUCCUUUUUCAUAUCUUGCCAUGGAUACGCAUUGUUCUGCUUCUCUCUUGAUGACGGCUCGCCUUGUUAGUGACCUGUCAAUCAAAGGUAGCCACGCCCCAAAUCAUAAGAUUCUUAAUAUUUUGCUUUCUUCUAAAUGGGGCCAUUAUCUGAACUAUUAAAAUCAAAUUGUCUUGAAGAAUAUUUUUUACUAGUUUGAUUGAGACCAUAGCAUUGUCAUAAAAAACAUUUUCUGAGGUAAUACAUCAAGUGAGAAGUUUUAUCAUUUUGAAUGGAAAUUAAUGGACAGAAAUGUUUGCUUGGAAAAUGCUGGUGUCUUAGUAGGAUGCAGCUUAAGGCACUUCCUGGUUCGACUCCCUUCUCCCCUGCUCAAACCUGGAGGUUGUUGCCUGGUUCAUAUGCUGACGAAAAAAUCUAUUAUAAUAAAAGUUUAAAUUCAGUACUGUGUAAUAAUUGUCACGCUAUUAAAUAUAUAUAUAUAUAUAUAUACACAUAUAUAUAUAUAUAUAUACACAUAUAUAUAUAUAUAUAUAUACAUAUAUAUUAAUUAUAUUAUUUGUGACAUAGGUAACAAAACUAAAAGAGGUAUGAAGCAAAACACUCAUUCAUUCAAACACAUGGAGCCUGUCUAGUAGUGGUUAGUUAGCUGAUGUGUUGUUCACUUAAAGAAAACACAGAAUCCAAAGCAUAUUCAGCCACAAAAAUAACUUUAAUGCAAAAGUGAUUUCAAUGCCAGUAGCCAUGAGGCUCUGAAUGAACAGGCUGUGAGAGUAUAUUUCAAAGGUUGACUCCAACAAACGUCCCUAAGCAAUAAAUGAUAAACACUUUUUUUUCAAAGCUAAAUCACUGAUCUGGCACUGUUCUCUUAAGAACCUGUGUAUUUCCUCCACUUGACUCUUGACUCUAAUUAAAAUAUUUGUUUAGCAUUUAAAUCGACUGGCAUGUCCUGUUAUUCCUUCCUCGAUUAUUUUUUGUUUCUCCAUUAAUUUAUAAUAUAUAUAAUAAUAUACUAUGUCCAUGUUUUUAUUUUUGUAGUCUUAUGUUGACAUUGACCAAUAAUGCCAUCUAGUGGCGAAAUGUGAUAACAGAAUUUGAUGCAUUUUAGUGGUUUUGUGAAGCAGUGACAACAUUAAUUUGUACGCAGUGAAACAAAUGUUUUUAUUCCAAUGACCACAUAUUAAAGUCAUUCAAAUAAAAUUACAAAA
This is a messenger RNA of Centropristis striata (black sea bass), 3129 nucleotides long. RefSeq lists its product as uncharacterized. Bases 138 to 1100 code for a protein of 320 amino acids. The record is from RefSeq and is a predicted model, not a curated record. The transcript is spliced from 2 exons. NCBI's taxonomy places the organism in Eukaryota, Metazoa, Chordata, Actinopteri, Perciformes, Serranidae.